AAGCUGCAGAAGCAGCAGGCGGUGCAGCAGCAGCAGCUGGAGAAGCAGAUUCAGCUCCUGCAGCAGCAUCAGGAGAUGCUGCUCCCGGGCCGGGUCUCCGGGGAGAGGGUCCCUGCAGAGCCCGGGGAGCCAGGGCUGAGCCAGGGAAGCGCAUCGCAGCUCUCGCAGAGCUCCGGCCCCUUGGCCCACCUGAAGGACCUGGCUAAUGGGCUGGUCAGCCCCCAUCCAGCUGUCCUGGCAGCUGCAGAAGAUGCAGAAGCAGACAUGAUUGUAGUUGGGAAAGUUUCUUUUAACCCCAAGGAUGUGCUAGGCCACGGAGCUGGAGGAACCUUUGUCUUCAGGGGACAGUUUGACGGCCGGAACGUGGCUGUGAAGCGCCUCCUGCCCGAGUGUUUCCAUCUCGUGGACCGUGAGGUCCAGCUGCUGCGGGAGUCAGACGAGCAUCCCCACGUCGUCCGCUACUUCUGCACCGAGAAGGACAAGCAGUUCCACUACAUCGCCAUCGAGCUCUGCUCCGCCACGCUGCAGGAGUACGUGGAGAACCCCAGCUUUGACCGUUGCAACCUGGACCCGGUGUCUCUGCUGCGUCAGACCAUGUCCGGGCUGGCACAUCUCCACUCCCUCAGCAUCGUGCACCGUGACCUGAAGCCCUGUAACAUCCUCAUCUCCGUCCCGAAUCGCCACGGGCAGAUCCGAGCCGUCAUCUCUGACUUCGGCCUCUGCAAGAAGCUUCAGGGGGGACGACAGAGCUUCAGCCUCCGCUCUGGCAUCCCUGGCACCGAGGGCUGGAUCGCGCCCGAGGUGCUGCAGGAGACCAUGAAGGAGAACCCGACGUGUGCUGUGGACAUCUUCUCUGCCGGCUGCAUCUUCUACUACGUGGUGUCCGGAGGGCAGCACCCCUUUGGGGACAGCUUGCGGCGACAGGCCAACAUCUUGUCGGGCUCUUACCAGCUGAGCUGCCUGCAGGAAGAAGCUCACGACACGCUUGUUGCACGAGAGCUGAUCACGGCAAUGAUCAGCCAUGAGCCCCAGCACCGGCCCUCAGCCCCUGUGGUCCUCGUGCACCCCUUCUUCUGGAGUCAGGAGAAGCAGCUGCAGUUCUUCCAG
Messenger RNA from Antrostomus carolinensis (chuck-will's-widow), 1107 nucleotides. Its product is annotated as serine/threonine-protein kinase/endoribonuclease IRE1. The transcript is spliced from 7 exons. Gene Ontology annotation, cellular component: IRE1-TRAF2-ASK1 complex. Gene Ontology annotation, biological process: protein phosphorylation; IRE1-mediated unfolded protein response; intrinsic apoptotic signaling pathway in response to endoplasmic reticulum stress. Gene Ontology annotation, molecular function: RNA endonuclease activity; ATP binding; protein serine/threonine kinase activity. NCBI's taxonomy places the organism in Eukaryota, Metazoa, Chordata, Aves, Caprimulgiformes, Caprimulgidae. The record is from RefSeq and is a predicted model, not a curated record. The annotation marks the transcript as partial.